Daphnia carinata is the source of this 3468-nucleotide messenger RNA. RefSeq names its product zinc finger RNA-binding protein-like (gene Zn72D). Gene Ontology annotation, molecular function: zinc ion binding; double-stranded RNA binding; single-stranded RNA binding. The record is from RefSeq and is a predicted model, not a curated record. Bases 65 to 3085 code for a protein of 1006 amino acids. Gene Ontology annotation, cellular component: precatalytic spliceosome. Lineage: Eukaryota; Metazoa; Arthropoda; Branchiopoda; Diplostraca; Daphniidae. The transcript is spliced from 18 exons.
UUGACGCAGACUAAAGCAGAAUGGUAGUCGAGUCGGCUUUUUUAUUGAUUGACGACUAGGCAAAAUGGCAUCCAACCCGUACUUCAACAAUUUCAUCCCGGCUGGAAGUCAACAAGCAGCUGGGACGCAAGCGUACGGAGCUUCGGCCGGACCAAGCCCGGGCUAUUCCGCCGGUGGCCACUCGGCCCCGGCUGCGGGCCAAACCUCCUACGACACGGCCUAUCCUAACACGGCGGCUUUUGCUGCAGGCUAUUAUGGUUUCCCUGGCAAACCAAACUAUGAACCAUCCAAAAACUAUUUCCCAGGACCUCCAGGACCAGGUAAGCAGGAUGGACCAGGACUACCUCCAACUCAUUAUCAAGGAUAUGAAGCUGCUUUCUUCAAUGCAGCACAUGCCUACUUGCAUCAUCAGCCUGGACCUAAGCCACCCCAAAUGGGAGGAGGAGGUGGAGGAGGCCAAAUGUCCGGAAACAAAUCAGGUCACGGCGCCGGGCAAGGUGGAUCGAAAACCCGUGGUCGUUUCUUCGCCGGCGGUUUCAAUCAGCGUUGGACCAGCAGUACGACCCAACAACUCCAUUACUGUGAAGUCUGCAAAAUCUCCUGUGCAAGUCCUCAGACAUACAAAGAUCAUUUAGACGGGCAGAAACACAAGAAAAAAGAGGCAGCUGUCCGUACUGGCCUCCCUAUGGUUCCCACCCCAAGGACUGGAGCCGCCUUGCACUGUGAACUUUGCAACGUGACGUGCACAUCUUCAGACGCUUAUGCAGCUCACAUUCGUGGAACAAAACAUCAAAAGGUCGUUAAAUUACACACGAAACUAGGCAAACCAAUCCCUCCAGCAGAACCUCAGUUGAUUCAUUCAAAAACGGGAGGCACAGCUGGAACCGUAGCGGUGACAACGACUACACCAGCUACUACAACUACUGUAGCCACUACAGUCAGCGCUGUGACCACGACGCCAGCUGUUACCGCUACAUCGGCCGCAACGACCGUAACCCCUACACCUACAGUACCUACAUCCACAACAGCCGUUGUCAAAGUUGUGGCUGCAACGCCUAAAAUCAAUUUUUUGGGUGGAAACUAUUUAAAUACCCUUGCUGGAUCAAAAGCUAACGGAUCUGAAAGUGAGGCUGCCCUCGUUGCGACAGUGCAAGCUAGCCAGAUAAUCAAAAAAGAGGAAGCUCCCAUGACAGCUGCUGUUGCUACUGAAACGGCACAAGCAGUGGUUGCACAGUGGGAGGAGGAGAAGGUGAUUCAACCCGUUGGCCAAGAUUACGUAGAAGAAUUACGUGGCGGUGAUGGAAAAAUUACCGGCUUCAAUUGCCGACUUUGUGAUUGCCGUUUCAACGACGUCAACGCCAAGGAUAUGCAUCUGAAAGGCAGACGUCAUAGGUUAAUGUACAAAAAGAAAGUAGAUCCUAAUUUAGUGGUAGAAGCCAAAGGUUGGCCGGCCCUCCGUCAGAAAAAUAAGACCAUGCCCGGCUGGCAAGAAAGGCGGAAACCUAAUGAAGGUGGCUGGGAAGCUAAUGAAAAUUACGAAGAAAUGCCACAAGCACCUUCGUCAAUGGAAGAUGGAAACCAGCCACGUCCUCCAGCAUAUUGGGCUAGCCCAUCCCGAGGCGGUCUUCGACAUGGUAUCUCAAUGGGCCUACCACCUCCACCUCAGUAUUUCCCUACCGGCUCUAUGCCGAUGGGCCUUCCUAAUCCAGCUAUGCGUAAACCCGAAUCCAAUGACGAUCGCCACGUCAUGGCCAAACAUGCAGAGAUCUAUCCAUCGGAAGCCGAAUUAGAAGCCAUUCAAACGCUCGUCUCGUAUGUUGAACGCUCCUUAAAGUUAGUUUCUGAUCAGCUAACGCAUCAACCUGAAGACAAAACGAAAGUUUCUGAGACGCCAUCAUCCAGUGACCUUGCUCAAUCGCCUGUUCCAGACGCCACUGCACCCGCAGUCGCUCCUACGACGGCCUCAUCUCAGGCUGUUGUGUCGGUCCCUAUUCCUCUUGUCGCAUCAGCUACCACCCCUACUGCGACCCCCACCCCAGCGCCUGUUCCGGCUGCGGCAGCCACGAACGGUCCAGCCCAGCCUCAGCGGAUGUUGAAAGGCGUCAUGCGAGUGGGUUUGCUUGCCAAAGGAUUACUUUUAAAAGGUGACCGAACUGUUCAGUUGGUCGUCCUCUGCUCUCAGCCACCUACUUAUCAGUUGCUCGAUAGAGUUGCUCAAGCUCUUCCAGCCCACCUCUCUGUUGUCGCACCAUCAAUCACGUUCAACGUCGAAACGCUUCCAAAUGAAGCUGUUGUCAUGGUAAAAUCAGUCCAGGGUCAUGGCCUGGCGGGUGAUAUUUUGGUCAAGGUCUCGCUGACGUCGCCCGUUGUCAGGGAAGAGCAACUGGCCGCUGCGGCUGCUACCGUUGCUACCAACGGAACGGCACCUAUUGGCAACGACGUUGAUAUGAAAGAUGCGGCUGCUAUCAAAGAUGGCCGUUUGAACACCAAAGAUUGUUUGCACGCUCUGGCACUUUUGCGCCGGGCCAAGUGGUUCCAAGCUCGAGCCAACACACUACAAAAUUGCGUCCUAAUUAUCAGGGUUAUGAGGGAUUUCUGUAUGCGUUCGCCCGUCUGGUCGAAUCUGGAACUUUGGGCAAUCGAAUUGAUUGUGGAAAGGGCAGCUUUCAGCGCCGGUACACCACUAUCUGCAGGCGAUGCCCUGCGACGGGUAUUUGAAACUAUUUCGGCCGGCAUUCUAUUAAGCAAUAAUGACGGAUGGGGACCUGGUAUCGGAGAUCCGUGCGAAAAGGAUGCCGUGGACGUUUGUAGUAAUUUAACCGCACAGGAACGUGAAGAUAUGACAUCGUCCGCCCAGCAAGCAUUGCGUCAAAUUGCCUUUCGCCAGAUAUUCAAAGUGCUGGGCAUGCCCAAACCUUUGUCGUCAGGAUCGCGCAGCUUCAAUAAAGCCGCCCCGGCCGCCGCAGGUCCUUCACCUGGCAAAAAGCGUCCCCGUGAAAACUCAACGAGUGACACUGUCAGUCCUGAAGCAGGCGAAGUUCCAACAGAUCUGAAGAAGGAGAAGAUUGAAGGUCAGGACGCUUAAAAAUAGAUGAAUAAUAACAAGACUCUGAUUCGAUGUCAACAUAUUUGGCCAAACGUCGUUUCAUUGUCCCUUAAAUAAUUUUUUUGCCUCUCACUUUGGUCACUUGAAAUACCCUCUACUAUUUCCUUUUGUUCAUUGGAUCGUUGGUUUAUUCCUUUUUUUUUUAUUGUUGUCUUUUUUUUUUAAUGCAGAAUUUUCUUUUUUGAUUCAACCUCUCAGACAAAGUGUCACAACCCAGGAAAAAGAAUCGAAAAAAAUAAGGAAACGAAAUCGUUUUUGACUCUCAUCCCAAUUUGUUUCCAAAACUUUUUUUCUCUCUUUUUCCUGCUCCUCAUAGUAUUUGAUCGAGUUGAAUAAAAAUCCUUGGCUGUCAUCGACGAAAA